AUGGCGGGCAUAGGAAAACAGCCAAACAAUGAUGAUCCUCCCACUAGACCCGUCUCUUCUCUAUUGUCUCACUUCGAGAACCUUGCUCACCGCAGAGCACCCUCUGCGGUGACCGCUAGCCCGCGCACCUCCGCAAACCACCUAAGCUCCGAAGCAACUGAUGAUCUCCGGUCAUCUACUCGUGCUUCCCUUGACUUACCCCGUCCGCAAUCUCCAUGGACUCCUGCAGAUGAGGGGCCGAACCAGUUCGUUCAACUGAACGGGGAUCGGACCCGGAAUCGCGGACUGUCCGAAAGGCGAUAUGGCCGGCCCAUCUCCAUGAACUUCAACCGUUCAUCGCCACAGCUUCCUCCGACGUUGGCGGUACACUCCCCACAGUCGCCUCCUCGAAUCCAAGACCGUGACGAUGUUUGGCCGCAACAGGAAGACACUAGGAAAGCUCGAAGCCCAGGGCAUCGUCCAUGGGAACCAACAUACAAUUCGCCCGCACCGCCUCGCCCUUUGUCUCCGGUCCCUAAAUUCGGAUCAUCCACUUCUGGAGCCUAUAAUGUGCCCCAGACAUCCCUUGCGGCUUUGCGUCCCAGUCUCACGGGCAGUCCGGCAGACCGAAAGUUGAAGAGCGCUUCGCUCCCACCUCCGGCCAACCGCGCGUCGAAACCCAAAAUUCCAGCUAAACCGGCCAUGUUUUCCCAUCCGGACACAAGUACCCUGGCUCCUCGGCCAGAGCGAGCUUCACCCGAUCCGAGCGUCUCGCCUUUCAACACGCCUCCGAGUAGCCCGGAGAAGUCUCCGCCUAAGCCAGUCUCCUCGACCAAGAUAAAUUAUAGACCGCCACCAGCUCGGCCAACAACAGAACCGCCUAGUCGGCGUUCAUUCGACGACCGAUCUCCUGUCCCAGCACCCACUGCUCGGCAUGAUGCUAGAGAGAUGGGAUUCUCAAGAAGUCGUCCUGUGCCGGAGCCCUCAAGAGCAUCUAAACCCUUGAUGGUUCAAAUCCCUCCUGCACCAGUUGAAUCUCCACAGACUGCCCCUGUAGCACCACCUCUUUCCGCGCAGAGACUGCGAGCCAGCGAUAGUCCCUACAAUCGCCCUGGGCUCCCUCCGCGGCCCUCUGGGACGCCACAAAGGACUGGGUUUUCUCCAGCUAGAGAGCUCCCUCAGCAUGUAAACAGUCCUUCGCAGAUGACCCCAGUUGCUCGGUCUGUACCAUCUGUCCCACGCAUCAGCGAAACUUCAGCCCCUAAGCCUAUCCAACGGCAACCGUCUCUACCCCGCGAACCUCAACUCUCUUCCUCUCUUCCCGAGCGGCGCAUUGUGCGUGUUGAUACCGAGGAAGAAGAGCAGGUAGAGGAGCCAGCUGUCUCGAGGACAGACUAUCCCGAUGCCUCCAAGGCAAACCGACGCCCGCCCUAUCUCAAAACCGGUCCUCAGGAGAUCCACACGAGAUAUGAUACCCGCUUGCUAGCUGUAUGCGGCAAAUAUGUCUGCACGACUGGAUAUUUGACCAAAGUGUGGGAUCUUACCACGGGCGAGCAAGUGAUGAGCCUCAGCCAUGGCGAGACCGUGAAGAGCUUGUCUCUUGCUUUCAAGCCAGGAAAAGGCCUCGAAGACGAGGGAAACCGGAUUUGGCUCGGUACCAGCGCUGGAGACAUACACGAAGUGGACAUUCCAAGUCAGUCGAUUGUCGCCACUCGAUCAUACCCCUCCCGGCGAGAGGUGAUUCAGAUUUUGCGGCAUGGAAAAGAAAUGUGGACAUUUGACGACGAAGGCCGGCUACUCAUUUGGUUGCCGGACGAAACUGGCACACCUAAUCUGCAAUACAGCUACCACAACGCCCAUGAACGCGUAGCCCGUGGCCAUACAUUCUCACUGGUAGUUGGAGAUAAGCUGUGGCUGGCAGCUGGAAAGGAUGUAUACAUCUAUCGACCCAGUGCGAAUGACGAGACUUCAUUCAAGGUCUUUAAAAGACCCAUUGGGCUACAGUACUCUGGAGAUGUGACUUCUGGGACUUAUAGCACAAGAGAUGGCGGUCGAGUCUAUUUGGGUCAUGCCGACGGCAAGGUCACUGUGUAUUCUGCGACAGACUUCACUUGUUUGGCAGUGGUGAACGUCAGCGUUUAUAAGAUCAAUUGUCUUGCCUUUGUUGGCGACUAUCUCUGGGCUGGAUACAAGACCGGCAUGAUCUAUGUCUACGACGUUACCACUAAUCCUUGGACUGUGAAGAAGGAUUGGCGCGCUCAUGACAGUCCUGUUUCCAGUUUCGUGUUGGACACUAGCAGUGUAUGGACCAUGAAUCGUCUACAAGUGACUUCUCUCGGUACCGACAAUUGUAUUCGUCUCUGGGAUGGAAUGCUUGAAGACGAUUGGCUGGACGCACGGAUGCAGCACAGGGAUGUGGAGUUUUGCAACUUCCGAGAGAUCAAGACUGUCGUUCUGACUUGGAAUGCUGGCGCUGUUACUCCUGGCAGUGUGAAGACAUCUGACUUCAUCCGGAACGCUGUUACUCCAGAGGACCCGCCCGACAUUGUUAUAUUUGGAUUCCAAGAGCUGGUUGACCUCGAGAAUAAGAAAAUCACUGCUAAGAGCCUGCUUAUGAGCAGCAAAAAGAAAGAGAGCGGCGAAAAAGAGCAUAUGAGCCGUCAGUAUCGAGUCUGGAUUGAUCAUCUUACUCGCACUCUCCAGGAAUGCAUGCCUUUGGAAGAAUCUUAUGUUCUUUUGCACACUGCGAACAUGGUGGGUUUGUUUACUUGUGUUUUCAUCAAACACAAAGAACGACACAACAUCAAAAACGUCAGUGCUUCGGAGAUCAAGCGCGGAAUGGGUGGUUUGCAUGGGAACAAGGGUGCUCUUGUCUUCCGCUUUGUUCUCGAUGACAGUUCGAUGUGCUUUGUAAACUGUCAUUUGGCAGCUGGCCAAACGCAGACCGCGCAUCGGAACAACGAUAUCGCCGCGAUCCUGGAAGCUGAAUCUUUGCCUGCUGAGAGUAAUCUUACUCUGCGGACAGAUCAGUUCGCCAGUGGCGGUGAUGGAUCCAUGAUCAUGGAUCACGAAGUGUGCAUAUUGAAUGGAGACUUAAACUACCGAAUCGACACAAUUCCUCGGAAUAUAAUCAUUGACGCAGUCCGCCAAAACAACCUCGCAAAACUCUUGGACAGAGAUCAACUGCUUCUCUCCCGGCGGAAGAACCCCGGUUUCCGGCUCCGCAGUUUCACUGAGCGGCCCAUCACUUUUGCGCCGACUUACAAGUACGACGUUGGCACAGACGAGUAUGACUCUAGCGAAAAGAAACGUUCUCCUGCCUGGUGUGACCGCGUUCUCUACCGUGGCCUGGGCCGCGUCAAGCAGCUUGAUUAUCGUCGACACGAGGUCCGUGCCUCUGACCACCGGCCAGUCAGUGCAGCCUUCAAGAUUCGGGUCAAGACAGUACUGUCUCAAGAACGAGCUGUGACGUGGGAUUCAUGCAGUAAAGAGUUCCAGGAAGAGAAGCGCCGUUUGGCUUCUGAGGCCAGUAUCGAGUACCUGAUCAAUGUCCUCGGCACCGAACCACGCCAAGCUCGUGCGUUGAUCAUGGGAAAAGCUCAAUGA
Penicillium salamii is the source of this 3585-nucleotide messenger RNA. The record is from the annotation of a GenBank genome assembly. NCBI's taxonomy places the organism in Eukaryota, Fungi, Ascomycota, Eurotiomycetes, Eurotiales, Aspergillaceae.